AUGGAUCAGGUGAUUGCACGAGCAAGGGCGCUCCUCCAGACGUCCCAGGAGACAAAAGCAAUGGAGCUCUUGGCUCCGGAAGUGGCCAAGCAUCAGGACAAUCCUCGGCUCCUCGAGGUGUUUGGAGAGUGUCUUCUAGAAGCCAACGACGUGGAGUCGGCUUACAAUGUGUUGGAAAAGGCGGUAUCUUUGGAUCCUGAAGGAGCUCAGGGUGUCGACAAAUUCUUAUAUUUGGGCCAGAUCAUUGGCGGUGCCGACGGUAUCGGGUAUGUGAACAUCGCUUUGAGUAAGCUCCAAGACCAGCUCCAGAAGGUGGUGGAUAACCUGGGUUCUGACGACACAGUGCUCGUGGAGUUAGCAAAGUUGUACCCCUCCCUGGAGGACUUGGCCGGACAUCUCAUCAAGAAGUUGAACCAGGGAAUAUUUGCCGAGAUUGAAGUCUGGAUGACUGACUUGUGCAUGGAGCCUGAGGCUGAGGAGCAAUGUGACAAGUUGAUCUCCCACUCCUUGAGUCUUGACGAGUCCAACCCUGAGGCAUUGUCGCUUUUGGCUUCGAUCAGGAUCUCUCAACAGAAGAACGACGAGGCUAGGGAGGCAUUGCUUCGUUCGUGGGAGUUGUUUCAAGAAAGAAAAGCUGCCUUGGAGCAAGAGGCCAAAGAUGCCCACGAUGCUUCUCUUGAAUACGUCGAACUAGUGCAACCAUUACUUGGUCUUGCUAGAUUUGCUAUCGAGCUCGAGAUGUACGAUACUGCUCCGUCAAUUGCUGCUGCUGUCUCUGAAAUCAAUGACAAUGCUCUUGAUGCAUUUUACUACGAAGCUUUGUCCCAUCUUCUUCGGGCGAAGCAGAUCUACGGUGAGGCCAACCCAGGCUCGGUUCCCAAAGAUAGCGACUACAGAGAGAUCGAGUUGGAAGAAGUCAAGGCAUCCACAGACGAAAACGUGCAGUCUUCUCUUCAUGAAGCACGCUCUGGACUCACUCAAGGUUACAGGGUGUUGAACAGUGCGGCUGCUGAAGCAAUGGAUCCCGAUGUGGCUGGCCAGGUCUCCGAGCUUUUGACUGCUUUGGGAGGACCCAUUAUGGCUGACUUGUUGCCCGAGAAAAGAAACGACGACGACGAUGACGACGGAUGGGAGGACGAGAUUGAAAGCGGUGAAGAGUAG
Molecule: messenger RNA, 1161 nt
Organism: Candidozyma pseudohaemuli
Lineage: Eukaryota; Fungi; Ascomycota; Pichiomycetes; Serinales; Metschnikowiaceae
Exons: 1
Coding region: 1-1161 (386 amino acids)
Molecular function (GO): protein binding
Source: RefSeq, a predicted model, not a curated record